This is a messenger RNA of Adineta ricciae, 873 nucleotides long. NCBI's taxonomy places the organism in Eukaryota, Metazoa, Rotifera, Eurotatoria, Adinetida, Adinetidae. The record is from the annotation of a GenBank genome assembly.
AUGACAACUGACUUAUUCAAAAGUAUUUACAUUUCCAUGCGAAUUUACACAACCAUUAUUCAAACCAAAUCGAUCCCUUGGACAAGUAGCCCUGAAAUCCUCGACGCUUUAAAAUGGGCGUUGUACUGCAGUGAAGGAUAUAAUUACGUACGUCAAACGAUAUAUUAUGAUGAAUUUAUGAGAAAUGUUCAAUUAAUACGUGAAUGUAUAUCAUCAGCAGACAUUCCUAUUGAUUAUCUUCCAAAUGCGUAUGGUUAUUUAUUGCAUGUUUGUUUGUUCGCUAUUUUUUGUCGAACUGAUAAUCAAACACGUCAUCGCGAAUUAGCUUUGAGAAUAUUUUCAUCAUCAUCAUCGUCGUCAUCAACAACAGCAAAUCAAACAUGUUACAAUAAUUUAUUGAAUCAAAUACGAACAUAUAUCAAUCCCAAUCGAGCACUGUCACAUGCCAAUCGAUGUUUAUUAGAAGCUUUAGUAACGAUCACCGUUCAUUUACCAAAACAUUUCGAUUUUUUGUUUGAUCUACUCAAUGAUCUGAACAAGUUCGAACAAAUCUGUUUAUUCAUCAUCGAAAUAAUCUUCAAACGAUCUGAUCUCUCCAGUUCAUACGACAGUCUCAUAUCCAUGAAGAUGGACAGAGUCGUGGAAAUAUUAAAUCAAGCAUCAUAUGGCGCAUAUAUUAUAUUAAAACUUCUGCAUAAAAACGAUCAAGCGUUUAUUAAAGGUUUGAAAAACGCACUCGCUUGGCAUACAAAUAUCUUCGGACGAUUUUCUUAUGUCUUUUCGAAUACAACGUAUGAGCCGACACGAACGCUUCUGAUUGAUAUUUGCCAUGAUCCAGAAAUUCAAAAUGUUUUGAUGAAUGACUUCUUUUAA